AUAAUUAACUUUAUGCUUUAUUGAAUAGUCUUCACGGAAGUGGAGUUAGUAAAACUUUGUGCUCCGGUCUCUGUUUAAGUUUUUGGCGUCUUUUUUCCAACGGAGAAUCGUCAAAACAGCUUACGAGGUUUUGAUUAUUUCUACGGUUUCACAAAGAUGUGAAUUUGUCUCUCUUUCUCUCUGUCUUUUCCAUUUUGAUGUUGUACUGGAGGAAGCUGGUGAGUCUUUUAACCGAGUAUUUAUUGCCGACCAAACCUCAGACAACAACAAAAGGAAGGUCUCUGAUACAUUCUUAGCUUUCCUUUAACAAAAAAAAAAGAUUUGUAGAUUUUUCUCUCCUGGUUCUCUGUGUGUUUCAAAUGGGUCUGUGUAGUUCGAAAAUAAAUAAGACCACGAGGAACGGAAUUGAGACAACAAGCGCCGCCACCACCACGGUGGAGAGACAAGGCUCAGGGCGGCAACGGAGGGAGAAAGAUUUAAUCAGCGGCGGCGAAAUCAAUGAGGCUGAGCAGUUGGUGGGUCGGCUUGUUGGUAAUGGUUCAAGCGAACUUGCUUGUCUUUAUACACAACAAGGCAGCAAAGGAACUAACCAAGACGCCAUGCUUGUCUGGGAGAAUUUCUGUUCAAGAAGCGAUACAGUGCUAUGUGGUGUAUUCGAUGGACAUGGUCCGUUUGGUCAUAUGGUUGCAAAGAGAGUCCGAGAUAUGUUACCUUUCACUUUAUCAACCCAAUUGAAAAAGACUUUAGGGAUGGACUCCACGAGCGUCAUCAACUCUGCUACUUGCAUAGAUGAAGAGCAAUGGUGUGAGAAAGAAGACAAGCUACCACUCCCCGAAAUGUAUCUCCCUCUGAAACGGGCGUUGCUCAAGACUUGUCAACAGAUGGAUAAAGAGUUAAAAAUGCAUCCAACCAUCAACUGUUUCUGCAGCGGAACAACUUCUGUUACCGUCAUCAAACAGGGUAAGCAUCUGGUGGUGGGGAAUAUUGGUGACUCGAGAGCUGUUCUUGCGACAAGAGACGAUGACAAUGCUCUCAUCGCUGUACAAUUAACCAUAGACUUAAAACCAGACUUGCCAAGUGAAUCUGCAAGAAUCCAGAAAUGUAAAGGUAGAGUGUUUGCCUUACAAGAUGAGCCUGAGGUUGCACGUGUGUGGUUACCAAACAGCGAUUCGCCUGGUCUGGCAAUGGCUCGAGCUUUUGGAGACUUCUGUCUUAAAGAUUAUGGUUUAAUCUCUGUUCCUGAUAUCAACUACCGCCGCCUCACUGAGAGAGAUCAGUUCAUUAUUCUAGCCACUGAUGGGGUGUGGGAUGUUUUGUCGAACAAAGAAGCUGUCGAUAUUGUGGCUUCAGCUCCUAGUAGACACACUGCAGCUCGUGCUUUAGUAUGCACAGCUGUUCGAGCGUGGAGGCUCAAGUAUCCUACUUCCAAGAACGAUGACUGCGCUGUAGUAUGUCUCUUUCUUGAAGAUUCAGCAUCCAUGGAAGUUUUAGAAACCGUUGUUCAUUCAGGCAAAGAGUCUAUAGAGAGUGUUAAUAUCACUUCAAGCAAAGAUGGUGAGAAGAAAGAAGAGGCUUUAGCAGAGACCGAUGAGAUUGUACCAGUUUUGGAGAGGAAGGAAGCAAAAACGACUGAGAGUUGCAGGACUGAGUCCAAGAAGACAACACUUGCCGAAUGUAUAUCUGUCAAGGAUGAUGAAGAGUGGUCGGCGUUGGAAGGCUUGACUAGAGUUAAUAGUCUGUUGAGCAUUCCUAGGUUCUUCUCUGGUGAGCUCAGAUCAGGUAGCUGGAGAAAAUGGUUGUGAAUCAAACAAAACAAUCACUGAUUUUCAUUUCAUGAUUGGUUUCCUUUCCAAUGAUGACAUAAAAAUCAGUGUUUACAAAUGUCACAAAAUGUUCAUUGUUUC
Molecule: messenger RNA, 1904 nt
Organism: Brassica oleracea var. oleracea
Lineage: Eukaryota; Viridiplantae; Streptophyta; Magnoliopsida; Brassicales; Brassicaceae
Product: probable protein phosphatase 2C 6
Exons: 5
Coding region: 360-1802 (480 amino acids)
Biological process (GO): protein dephosphorylation
Molecular function (GO): protein serine/threonine phosphatase activity
Source: RefSeq, a predicted model, not a curated record